This is a messenger RNA of Linum tenue, 2998 nucleotides long. The record is from the annotation of a GenBank genome assembly. NCBI's taxonomy places the organism in Eukaryota, Viridiplantae, Streptophyta, Magnoliopsida, Malpighiales, Linaceae.
AGAAAGGUAAAUGACCAACAUAUCCUCCCCGUAUUGAAAUUUCAUUUAGGGUUCUACGCAAGACGGAACUCCGCAAAUUCGAAAAAGCUUUCGCACCCAAAUCCCCAGUCCUCACCAAUAUCUCCUCCACUGUCCUCUCUCGCCGGCCGGUUGUUACCCCAGUCACCACCAGUUGGCCGUCAUUCAACUCGCCGGCUCUUCUCCUCACGGCUGAAGUAGAGAGCAAGUUCUUGUCGAGUCGCCGGCCAUGGGGAAUUCAGGAAAGGAGGCCGAUGCAUCUCUCGGCUACCUCACCAGGAAGGACACGGAGGUAAAGCUUCCUCGUCCUACUCGGGUCAAGAACAAGACCCCAGCUCCGAUUCAAAUCACUGCGGAGCAGAUUCUUCGGGAGGCACGCGAGCGGCAGGAAGCCGAAAUCCGCCCUCCCAAGCAGAAAAUUACCGACACCGGUGAGCUUGCGGAUUACCGUCUUCGCAAAAGGAAGGAGUACGAGGACCUGAUUCGGCGGGUCAGGUGGAACAUCAGUGUUUGGGUCAAGUAUGCUCAGUGGGAGGAGUCGCAAAAGGAUUUCAGCCGAGCUCGCUCGGUCUGGGAGCGAGCUCUCGAAGUUGACUACCGUAACCACACGCUGUGGCUGAAGUAUGCGGAUUUCGAGAUGAAGAACAAGUUCGUCAAUCAUGCGAGGAAUGUUUGGGAUAGGGCAGUCAGUCUUUUGCCGAGAGUGGAUCAGCUAUGGUAUAAGUAUAUACAUAUGGAGGAAAUGCUUGGUAAUGUAGCUGGUGCGCGCCAGAUCUUCGAGAGGUGGAUGAAUUGGAUGCCUGACCAGCAAGGUUGGCUUUCCUUUAUCAAAUUCGAGCUUAGGUAUAACGAGAUUGAGCGUGCUCGAGGAAUUUACGAGAGAUUUGUUGAGUGCCAUCCGAAGGUUACUGCUUGGAUUAGGUUUGCCAAGUUUGAGAUGAAGAAUGGUGACAUUGCUAGGGCUAGAAAUGUGUAUGAGCGUGCAGUCGAGAAGCUGGCCGAGGAUGAGGAAGCAGAGAACUUGUUUGUGGCAUUUGCCGAGUUUGAAGAGAGGUGCAAGGAAACUGAACGUGCUCGGUGUAUAUACAAGUUUGCACUGGAUCAUAUCCCCAAGGGAAGUGCCGAGGAUCUGUAUAGGAAGUUUGUUGCUUUUGAGAAGCAGUAUGGAGAUAAGGAGGGGAUAGAGGAUGCGAUAGUCAGUAAAAGGAGAUUCCAGUAUGAAGAUGAAGUGAGGAAAAACCCGCUCAAUUAUGAUGCUUGGUUUGAUUAUGUUCGGCUGGAAGAAAGCGUAGGGGACAAGAAUAGAGUUAGAGAGGUUUAUGAACGUGCCAUUGCUAAUGAGCCUCCUGCUCCGGAAAAGAGAUACUGGCAGCGAUACAUUUAUUUGUGGAUAAACUAUGCCCUGUAUGAAGAGCUGGAUGCUGAAGAUGCUGAGCGAACAAGGGCGGUCUACAGAAUUUGUGUAAAGAUUGUUCUGGGACUUGUUUCUACUCGUAUACUUAUUUUGACAUGCGUGAACCAGCAUGGUUUUCAGUUGAAGCUGAACCAACCUCGAGUGGCUUUCUAUUCUAACACUGGUUGCGGUGGUUCUAGGUUAUGUUUGCAGCAAAUUCCCCACGAUAAGUUCUCAUUUGCUAAAAUUUGGCUUCUAGCUGCACAGUUUGAGAUCCGUCAUCUAAAUCUGAAGGGUGCUAGACAGAUUUUAGGCAAUGCAAUUGGAAAGGCUCCAAAGGACAAGAUAUUCAAGAAAUAUAUCGAAAUAGAGUUGCAACUUGGUAAUAUGGACCGUUGCCGCAAACUUUAUGAGAAGUACCUGGAGUGGUCCCCUCAAAAUUGCUAUGCCUGGAGUAAGUUUGCCGAGCUGGAGAGAUCCCUUGGUGAAACUGAGAGAGCAAGAGCAAUUUUUGAGCUCGCCAUUGCUCAGCCAGCCUUGGAUAUGCCUGAGCUUCUUUGGAAGGCAUAUGUUGAUUUUGAAAUCUCUGAGAAGCAAAUCGAUAGAACAAGACAACUUUAUGAGAGGCUGUUGGAUCGGACCAAGCACUUGAAAGUCUGGAUUAGCUAUGCGAAGUUUGAAGCUUCCGCCAUGGGGAAUGAUGAUGAUAAUGAUGAUGAUGAUUCGGAGGAAGUUACAAUUUCUGAGGACCAGAAGAAAUUGUGUAUUCAAAACGCAAGAAGUGUCUUUGAGAAAGCUCUUAACUACUUCAGAACUUCUGCUCCCGAGCUGAAAGAGGAGCGGGCGAUGCUUUUAGAAGAAUGGCUAAACAUGGAGAGCAACUUUGGCGAGCUUGGCAAUGUCGCUUUGGUCCAGCCUAAGCUACCCAAGAAGUUAAAGAGGAGGCGGCCUAUCAAUUCAGAAGAUGGUCUCUCUGGGAUGGAAGACUACGUCGACUAUGUCUUUCCGGAGGAGAAUAAUGCUCCAAACCUAAAGAUCUUGGAAGCGGCUUACAAGUGGAAGAAGCAAAGGCUUUCUUCCUCGGACGAAUAGCCCAAAAUCUUCCUGUUGUUUUGAGUUCAUUCACUAUGUCUUCCCGGAGGAGAAUAAUGCUCCAAACCUCGAGAUCUUGGAAGCGGCUUACAAGUGGAAGAAGCAAAGGCUUUCUUUCUCGGACGAAUAGCCCAAAAUCUUCCUGUUGUUUUGAGUUCAUUCACUUUGGUUAUGUACAGAUCCCUGGGGUGUUUAUGGUGCUUUGGAGCAAAAAGAUUCCAUGUCCACUGGACCUUAGAAUGCCUGUUUUAACUUGGAAAAUUUGAGUGUACUAGUUUUGCCAUGGAGGAAAGUAGGGAAGAAGAACCGAAUCUGUAUGGAUUCUGUAAUUCUAAGCCCAAGAAUCGAUUACUUGUACACUAACUUCUGUACUUUUACUGGGAAAACCGUUUGAUGGAGAAAUUAUAGAUGAGUAGCACGAGGUUUUGUUAGUAGUUUUUAGUAAUUAACUGAUAAUAAGUCAUUAUAAUCAAUGUCAUAUUUGGUAUUUUGCCC